CGCGCCUUCCCACCUGCGUUUUCCUCAGGAAGAUUUGGGAGAAACUUCUCAAACCGGCGAAACAGUCGCGACGAGCGCGUGAAAUCCAGAGGAGCAGGCCUGUGAGUGUGUGUGUGUGAGUGUGUGUUUUUGGACGACCCGGAGACGGACGGCGCUCUUCGGCCACAGAGAGAGAGGUUCACACAGCAGAAACCAGGAAUGGAGGAGCUAACGAUAUGGGAGCAACACACAAUAACUCUAUCCAAAGAUCCCAAACUGGGAUUUGGUUUUGCCAUAUCUGGAGGAAAGGACAAGCCGAGCCUGGAGAACGGGGACACGGCUGUGGUGGUGUCGGACGUUCUGCCAAAUGGACCAGCCAUGGGACGCCUCUUCACCAAAGACCAAAUCGUCAUGGUUAAUGGAGUGUCUAUGGAGAACGUCCACUCUAAUUACACUAUUCAGACCCUCAAGACAUGUGGCAAGAAUGCAAACAUAACAGUAAAGCGCCCUCGAAAGAUCCAGAUCCCAGCAACUACCAGCAGGCCAUCCCGGGCGGCGUCUCACUCCAAUCUGCUGGACUACGACCCUCCCAGACGAGCACGGCGCUACUCUGAUGGCAGCGACAACCGAGACCGCUAUCGUUACCGAGCCCGCAGCGCCUCGCCCGACCGCAACGGGCACGGAAACACACUGCCGCUGCUGUCAUCGGGUUACAAACGGCUGCCACACAACAACUUUGCAGACAAACCUUUGAAAACGACUCUGGUUAAAAAGAAAAUCAAUGACGAGUACGGAUUGAAGCUCGGCAGUCAGAUCUUCAUCAAACACAUGACAGAAACAGGUCUGGCUGCUAAGGAGGGGACGCUGCAGGAGGGAGACCUCAUCCUCAAGAUCAAUGGUAUGACGACGGAGAACUUGUCCCUGCUGGAGACCAAGCACCUGGUGGAGAAAAGCAGGGGCAAACUGACCAUGACGGUCCUCAGGGACGACCGUAAGUUCCUGGUCAGCAUCCCAGAGGUGGAAGACAGUCCUCGUAACAGUGAGGACGAGCGGCGCAGGGACAGCAGCUCGGAGCUGGAGGACAUUUCAGACAUCGAUGAUGACGGCCCCGCUCACCGGACGUCACGUCAGCCCAACAGAGAGAAACGAACUCGCAGAACAAGAGCCGAUCCGCCACCACCCAAGUCUCGGGAUCCUUCUCCUGUGCGCUCCACCUUGCCUCGGCCGCUCGCCACCAGAAGCUAUCCGUCCCGCAGAGCUCCGUCUGAUUCAGAGUCUGACCGCAGUGCUUCGCCCGUCAGGAGAGACACCGUCAAUUCGGACUCCAGGGAUCAUUCCAGCAAAUACAAACCUCUGCCGGGUUUGACCACCCUCCCCAAUCCCAGGUCCUCUCCAGUCCACCACAACUGGACCGCUCCUCGCUCCUCCUCCUCCGCCUCACGGCCCCGCAGGCCCGUGUCGGAGUCGGACUCGGACCGCAGCGCCUCCCCGCCUCCACGCCGCGAAAGCCCCCGCUCUGACAGAUACCGAGUCCUUCCUGACCUCUCCCACUCAGGGCUGAGAUCCUCCCCCAUCCCUGUUCGCCAGGAGCCACCAAGGAGGGUUAAUUCACCUGUCAGAGUCGGACGCCAAGAUUCUGAUUCGGAGUCGGACAGCGUCACUUCGCCUCCUGUGAGGCAAAGCACUACGUACAGUCAGGACUCUCUCAGCAGAUACAGAGUCCUGCCAGAUGUUUCCCUACAGCCACAGCUGGACCCGCCACGGCGGAGCGCCGCCAGCAGCACCCCUCAGAAAGCUCGCUCCGGGUCUGAAUCAGAGGCCAGCUACGCUUCUGUCCCCCGUAGAGAGUCCACCGACAGCGCGCCAUCCAACACGUCCAGAAACAGAUACAGAGUCCUGCCUGAGAAACUUCCUUCAGCCAACUUCAAGCAUGAGGCUCCUCGCCGCGCCCCGUCUCCCGUCAAACCGCCUCCUGAUGACUCCUCCGAGUCCGACGAGCUUUCACACCUCCGGCGGUCCGGGAGCUCAGAGCGCGAGGACAGUCGACGGAGAGUUGCCCGUCCGGCGAACGGAACCGCCACAGGCAGGUCGGGCAUUUCAGUGAUCAACAACCCGCCAGUCUACAACAAGCCCACAGAAGAACCCAUCUAUUCCCUCCCUCCCGAUUCCUAUCCCUCACCAAAUCCAGGAUACAGCUCUGAUUUGCGCACAGUAUCGUUUGUAAAGGAGCGUAACCUGGGCCUGAGACUGGUGGGAGGCAACGACGUCGGUAUCUUUGUGGGUGGAGUUCAGCCCAACAGCCCCGCGUACGAACAGAGAAUGAAAGAGGGGGACCAGAUCAUGCAGGUAAAUAAUGUUGAUUUUGGCCAUUUCACACGAGAAGAAGCCGCCCAAUUCCUCCUCCAGGUGAGGACAGGAAGUCAGGUGGAAAUCCGCACACAGAACAAGAUGGAUCUUUAUAAGAAGAUCAUAAAGUCCAACCUUGGAGACAAUUUCUACAUCCGUACCCACUAUGACCGUGAGCCGGAGGGCCCCAUCGACCUGGGCUUCACGAGAGGGGAGGUGUUCAGGGUGGUGGACACAAUGCACCGCGGGAAGAUCGGCAACUGGCUGGCCAUCCGCAUGGGGAACGACCUGCGCGAAAUGGACAAAGGCACCAUCCCCAACCAAGAAAAAGCGGAGAAACUGGCCCGCCUGGAGCAGGCGCAGCGGCCCAGCGGAGAGAGGCAAGUCUCGGGCCCCAGAGCUGAAUUCUGGAAGCUUCGGGGGCUCCGAGGGAAUAAAAAGAGUGAAAAGAGUGACAGAAGGACCCGUGACGACCUGUUGCAGCUCACCAUUCAGGGAAAGUUCCCGGCCUACGAGAGAGUCCUGCUCAGGGAAGCUAAUUUUAAGCGACCCAUCGUCAUUCUGGGUCCUCUUAAUGACAUCGCCAUGGAGAAGCUGGCCAGAGAAAUGCCGAUGGAAUAUGAGGUGGCAGAGAUGGUUGCUCGCAGUGGAGGAGGAGACAGUGCCUCCACCGUCAUCAAACUGGACACUGUGAGGAAGAUAGCAGAGAAGGACAAGCACCCCCUGCUGGACAUCACUCCAACUGCAGUGGAGAGGCUCAACUACAUCCAGUACCACCCCAUGGUGAUUUUCUUAGAUCCGCACAGCCGGAAGGACGUCAAGGCCAUGAGGCAGGAGUACGACCCCAAAUCCAACAAGAGCUCCAGACGCCUCUAUUCACAGGCCCUCAAGAUGAGGAAACACUGCAGCCACCUCUUCUCAGCUCGCGUCGACCUACAGCCCGGCUCCAGUGCUUGGUAUAAGACUCUCAAGGAUAAGAUCCGCCACCAGCAGUCCAAACCUGUCUGGGUGUCUGAAGUCACGCUGGAGAGUGGUGGAGAGCAGGAUUUAGACGCUCUGGACCAAACCCAGACGGACUACCUCAGCGCUGCCAGUGACCUGGAGGACACCGACGGAGAGGCCUUCACCGACGGGGAGGCUUACACCGACAAUGAGGAGCUGGAGGAGUCCUACCCAGGCCAGGACAUAGCCCGCCGCAUCGAAGAGUCCCGGAGGAUGGGAGCCGCUUUAGCUCGAUCUUCUGAGCCGGCCAUGGAACCCGAGGACCGCGGCGAAAGAGAAAUCCCGCCGCUCAUGCACGUCCCCGAGCCCAGGUCGCUCCGCCGGGGAUCUGACAGCCCGCAUGGCAGCGCCGCAGAGGAGGAGGAUCCCGCCCAGCGCAGCUUCUCGGACUCAGACUUCAGUGCCGGCGAUGUGGUGGCACCCACCACGCCGUCAGAUGGACCGCCGGACUUCAGACCUCCUGAUCCCUCCAGUCGGUACGCGGUGAACGAGCCCUCAGACAGCGAGAGUUUCCACCCUGCCAGUCUGUCGACCAUCGAGGAGAAGUUACAGCAGACUCAGGCAGCAGAGCCACAGGCGCAUGUCGAGGAAAAGAAAGGCCCGCAGUUCAUUGUGCUGGCACAUCACCACCAGGCGGUCCAGUUCAGACGCACUCAGAUUCGAGGAAGUGACAGCUCCGACGAUGAAGAGGAUGAGGAGGAGGAUGACUUUGAAUGGGGCCCUGCCACUGAACUGUAGACACACACACUCAGGACUAAAGCUGCGACCGGCUGAUCCGACAAGGACAUAAAUUGUUUCACUCCUUCAACAAGUUUGUGUUUUUGGAUCAUUCUGUGAUUUUUGUUUUGAUGUGUUUAAGAUGUGAGGAGGUCUCUACUGAUGGUGCACAACAGCUGACACUACUUAUUUUGACUUUCAACAGCAAAACUGUUGGGUCACAAACGAAAAAUUGUCAGAUGAAUGCUACGAUCAAAGUGCCGUACUUUUUUUUUUAACUUUUAAACCGUCUGUGGAAGAAAUCUGUGCUUGUUUUUAUUGUUGACCUGAUUUACAAAUGGUAGUUUCACUGGAAAUCAUAUUCACGGCAUUUACAUGGACGUGUGUGAGAUGCUUGGCUGGAUCACGGUUUCUACAUUAAAGUGUUUUUCUUUUUUUAUCUUUUUAACUUUUUUUUUAACUAUCGGUACACAUUUUGUCUAUUCUCAUCUACAGUUUCUAAAAUUCAUCACUGGAUUACCACAUCAAAACACAAUAUUAAAGCUCAUAUGAAUGUCAUUAUUGCUGCUAUAAUCACUUCAGUUUAAACAUAUCAAAGUACACAAGGAAAGAGAUUAAAAUGAAUACAGCAUUGAUGUAACAUGUAAAUCACCCUUUUUUUUUUUCUUUUUUUGUUCUAUGUAAUUGUUGGACACCAAAAUGAUAUUGUGUUUGUUUGAUUUGGUCUUUUUGUUUUUGUUUUUUUUUCAACACAUUUGGAAAAUGAACUACAAAAAUGCUUUGUCAACAAAAAUGUAUUGUGUUACUUUUUGUUUUGUUUUUUUAUGAUUGUGUAAAUUUUGAUGCCUUUGAAAUAAAUUUAAUGAACGGAGGCUGUGAUAAGAGGCUUACAACUUGCUUUUUUAUCAGCCAUGGUCACAAAUACUAUACAUUAAUUCACUGUGUUAAUUGAAAUGAACAGUGUUAUAAGACUACAUCAAAAAUGCAUGGUGAUGGAAUAAAAUGGCAAAAAACAAACACACAAAGACAUAAAGUUAAUCAAAAAUCCACAUAGAAGAGCAUUAGCAACACUCAGGUUCUUAUUAAUUUUUAUUGCUGUUUUUCAUUGUUCCAUAUUUGUUUUUAACUUUAGCUUUUUUCUGAUUUGAAAUUCAGUAAUAUAAAGUGAACAAAAAAUAAAACGUAUUAUUGCAAUGGAAAUACCCCAGUUCCAAUCUGGGGUUUAGCCAGAGUUUGUAUGUUCUCCCUGUGGACAUGUGUUUUUUCUCUGGAUAAUCCGAUUAUAUCCCAUAAUAUAAAAACAUGCAUUCAUCAGUUCAGUUUUGGUUUGUUUGUGGAUUGUACCUAUAACCACAGAUAAUUAUUGAUUUUUAACCAGUCUGCUGAUGAGCUUCAGAUUAGAUAUAAUCAAAAAUAUAAGGAAAAGAAGAAAAAAAAAUCCACAAGCUACAAGAUGAUGUGGAUAUUUACAGUUUUACAAUACAUCCUCAUGGAGUUUCUCAGUUUUCAUAACUUUCUGUGGAUACUUGAUUUUUUUUUUUUUUUAUUCCGCAGUAUAAAAAAAUACAUCUUUGGUAAAAAUAUCUAUAGAUGUAUAAAUUUGCACUUUUGAAAUAGCACUUAUACAUUUCUAAGCUUAAAGUUGAUUAAAGUUACUUGCACUCGUUGUCCCAGAUGUCCAGGGUGUUUAAUGAAUCCUACCUUUAUUCAAUGCCAGCAUCAGACUGACACACAUUUGUGAAUGCGCUCUGCAUCAAACUAGCUUCUUGUUUCCGAAGUCGGAGCCAAACAUGUGGAAUCUGUAAUUAGUUUUUAUAUCGUGGAAAAUUCUUAAGAAUGAGCACAGCGCUGAGUUAUUUUGAAAAUAAAACUGUUUUGUGUUGCUUCAGUCUUUUCACAUUUCUGUUUUAAUGUUGUUUUUAUGAUUCUGAUUUUCUAUUCCCUCGCGUUUUCUGUUUCUUGUUCUUUCGUCAGUGCAAAUCACUAUGAACUGUCUCUGCUGAAAUGUUCUGUACAAAUAAACGCGUCUUGUCCGUCUGAGUUAAAUAA
This is a messenger RNA of Salarias fasciatus (jewelled blenny), 6093 nucleotides long. It is a transcript of the gene tjp3, whose product is annotated as tight junction protein 3. The transcript has 30 exons. Gene Ontology annotation, biological process: protein localization to cell-cell junction; establishment of endothelial intestinal barrier; cell-cell junction organization. Gene Ontology annotation, molecular function: cell adhesion molecule binding. Gene Ontology annotation, cellular component: plasma membrane; bicellular tight junction. The record is from RefSeq and is a predicted model, not a curated record. NCBI's taxonomy places the organism in Eukaryota, Metazoa, Chordata, Actinopteri, Blenniiformes, Blenniidae. The coding region runs from base 199 to 4065 and encodes 1288 amino acids.